CAGGUGUCCAAGUCGCCACCGACUGCAAAACACAUCAGCCAUCGUCAUGCACGUGGCAUACCCGGUUCUGGGGGUGGGGCAGGCCAAGCACCUGAUUGCAAUCUGCGGGGGAGGCGGGUCUGCCAAGACGGGAGUCAAGAACACCGUCGAUGUCUACUCGAUGCCAUCUCGCGGAGUGCCAUAUCGACUUCUCGGUAGCGCCGACACGGGGAGCGAACUGCCGUCAUCGGUUGCCAUCUCGUCGGACGGGUCGUGGCUGGCUGUGAGUGUGAAUGCAGCGUGCUGGGUCUACGAAGUUCUUGCCAAGGCAGCGUCGACGGAUUCCGACACUCCCGACGCUGCCCCCGCACUCGAGCUGGUGCUUCGAGUGAAGUUCCGCACAGACUUCUGCGCCAUCGACAGCAGCCAGACGUGCGCAUGCUUUGUCGGUCCGCGCACGUUGGUUACCGGGGGCGAAGACUCGGUGAUCCGCAUCUGGACGAUCUCCCACUCGCCUUCUUCAAACCCGACGACUCCCACGACCGCUGCUUCUCUCAUUGCCGGACCUCCGCCGGCCAAGGAUGACGACGCCGAGCCAGUCCCUGUCGUCACGCCUGUUGUUGGCGACCAAGCAUUCCACGACACCACCGUAGUCACCCUCGCCAACGAAUAUCGCGGACAUACAAAGCGCAUCAAGCAGAUCCACGUCGACCCAUUCAGCCGGAACGCGGUCGUGACGUCGGACGAAGGCGCCACUUGCCACCUCUGGCGCAUCGAUGACCCGUGCGCCGCCGCCUUCUUCACGACCACCGCGCCAGACACACUCCGCGACCAUGUGCUUCCAAACAACCCACCAACCACUAAAGGACCGUUUAAGCACCAGUUCCGAUGCGUACGCUUUUCCCCUACCGGCCAAGCGCUGUACACGGUGCUGUCGCCCCCCCGAGGCGACGCGUACCUGUUGAAGUGGGUACCCACGACGCUCGCACAGGAAGAUGCCACGUCAUGGCCGUGGCGAGUGGCGGCGGUGGCGCUGGCGGGCCCCGAGCCGGUGGGCAGCUUAACCGUGAGCGACGACGGCGCCGUGGUGGUGACAGCAACAGCGUCUGGAGACCUCUACUCUUUCGACGCGGCCAACUUAACCCGCGGGAGCCCAAGCAGUCCCGAAGCCCAUACUUUUGCUAUCACUGGCUUGGCGUGUCAAGCUGUGGUACCUGGCUCCUUGUAUCGGCUGUGUUCGGCUGGAGCUGACAAGCGGCUUCUGGUGCAUCGCGUCGAGUUGUCGACGGCCAAAGGCGGGGGGUUAACCUGGGCGACCACGUUUUGGGCGUUAUUUUGGAGUGUUUUCGUGGGUAGCAUUGUCGCAUGGACGGGUCUCGUGUACUUUCACGUGUCGCAGGCAGGGUUGCUGGUCAACCACCCGUUCCAGGGGGUCGAGGCCAUCUUGGCGUCCAAGUUUGAAUCGAACGACGCUAUGGCCACCGUGAUGGCCGGCCUCGUGGGGUUGCUAGCGACGUUGCUCAGCUGGGUGCUGUGUUUGAACUCCCGAGCCCUCCACGGAGUGUUUUGGAUCGGUCUGGCGCUGCUUGUGCUCAGCGGCGUGUCCUUGUGGGUGGCCGCCACAGACGAAUUGCAUGUGAAGUGGGUAGAUGGAGUCGACUUGGUCGAGUACAAGGCGUGCAUCGUGUCGGCGGUGGCCGGCGUCGGGUUUUUGCUGCUGCACUCGAUCGGGCUCAUGGUGUUGUGAGUGUUUAUAUUGUCCGAUCAGCCACAAUUUGGACUUAUAAGAGCAUCUCGAACCGGGAUCCGUCUAUCUACUACUAGUAUGCUGACUUGCCAAAUCCAUCGAUCGAGUUUUUGUUGGUACAACUGAAAUGAUUAAUGGGAUGCCCAUCACACUAGUUAAAGUAUCACGCUAAUUAAAGUAUCAUACUAAUUAAAGUAUCAC
Molecule: messenger RNA, 1927 nt
Organism: Aphanomyces astaci
Lineage: Eukaryota; Oomycota; Saprolegniomycetes; Saprolegniales; Verrucalvaceae
Exons: 6
Coding region: 47-1726 (559 amino acids)
Biological process (GO): protein secretion
Cellular component (GO): endoplasmic reticulum membrane
Molecular function (GO): protein binding; GTPase activator activity; guanyl-nucleotide exchange factor activity
Source: RefSeq, a predicted model, not a curated record